Molecule: messenger RNA, 2560 nt
Organism: Molossus molossus (Pallas's mastiff bat)
Lineage: Eukaryota; Metazoa; Chordata; Mammalia; Chiroptera; Molossidae
Gene: SCAMP2
Product: secretory carrier membrane protein 2
Exons: 10
Coding region: 95-1210 (371 amino acids)
Biological process (GO): protein transport
Cellular component (GO): recycling endosome membrane; trans-Golgi network membrane
Source: RefSeq, a predicted model, not a curated record
CCCGGAAGUGGAGGGUUUGCCUGGAAAGAGCCGCUGGGUCUCGGUGCCCGGAGGCAGAAACGUUCGCGGAGCUCGCCCGUCGCUCCCGACUGCCAUGUCGGCCUUCGACACCAACCCCUUCGCGGACCCAAUGGAUGUAAACCCCUUCCAGGAUCCCUCUGUGACCCAGCUGACCAGUGCCCCACAAGGUGGCCUAGCUGAAUUUAACCCCUUCUCAGAGACAAAUGCAGCAACAACAGUUCCUGUCACCCAGCUCCCUGGGCCCUCGCAGCCAGCAGUUCUCCAGCCCUCAGUGGAACCAACCCAGCCAACCCCCCAGCUCCUGCUUAGACAGGCCAGCAAAUUCCUGCCUACCAGAUUCCUGGCAGUGAGCAAGCUCUCAGAGAGGCAGAUGCUACUAGGAGGAGAUAGUAUUCUCAGAGACAGCUACAUGAAAAAGCUUCCGAAGGCUGUGGCCUCUGCAGCCCAGGCAAGCCUGCUCCGGCAACAGGAAGAACUGGACAGGAAAGCAGCCGAGCUAGAACGCAAGGAACGAGAGCUACAGAACACUGUGGCCAACUUACAUGUGAGAGAGAACAAUUGGCCGCCCUUGCCCUUGUGGUGCCCUGUCAAGCCCUGCUUCUAUCAGGACUUCUCCACAGAGAUCCCUGCUGACUAUCAGCGGAUAUGCAAGAUGCUCUACUAUCUCUGGAUGUUGCAUUCAGUGACUCUGUUUCUGAAUCUGCUUGCCUGCCUGGCCUGGUUCUUAGUCGAUAGCAGCAAGGGCGUGGACUUUGGCCUCUCAAUCCUGUGGUUUGUGAUCUUCACCCCCUGUGCCUUCCUUUGUUGGUACCGACCCAUCUAUAAGGCCUUCAGGUCUGACAACUCUUUCAGCUUCUUCGUGUUCUUCUUUGUAUUUUUUUGUCAAAUAGGGAUCUAUGUCAUCCAGUUGGUCGGCAUCCCUAGCCUGGGGGACAGUGGUUGGAUUGCAGCCCUGUCUACAUUGCACCAAGACUUGGCUGUGUCCAUCAUCAUGAUGGUUGUGGCUGGCUUCUUCACCCUCUGUGCCCUGCUCUCACUCUUCCUUCUAAAGCGGGUGCACUCCCUGUACCGUCGGACGGGGGCCAGCUUCCAGCAGGCCCAAGAGGAGUUUUCCCAGGGCAUCUUCAGCAAUAGGACCUUCCGCAGCGCUGCCUCAUCUGCUGCCCAAGGAGCCUUCCAGGGGAAUUAGUCUUCCUGACUCUCCUCCCUCUGCCCCAUCCUUUUCUCUUGCCUGCCUUCUGAGCUGCACUUUCUGUGGGUGCCUUAAGCAGUGCUAUGGCCAGCACAGACCUGGGGAGGGCCUUGCCAUGGCUUUUCUUCCUUCCUUAGCAACCAGCACUCCCUUCCACCCAAGGGAAGGGGAGGGAGGGACAGGGUCUUUUUUACACAAGAGAAAAGAAAAAAAAAGUUUUUUCUUCUCUGGUGGUGGUUUGGUAGGAUUCUUUUGUCUCUGGAAGCAGUGGACUGAAGUUCUCUUUCCUCUACACACACGUACACACUUGGGAUCACCGGCUGACCUGCGUCCUGGAGUUGUAUUUCUGCCAGCGUCCUGAGCCUCCCACUACUCCCCCAGCAUCCUGGCCUGAAUCUGGCUGCACAGACCCAGCUUGUGGCUUCCAUAAUCCUAUCCUCCCUUCCUGUUGGGCUGGGAUGACCUCCCAAGGGCUCUCCUUUAAAUGACUUCAGUCUGGGCUGGUGGACAGCUCUGUUCCCUCGAUUACUCUGGACAGGUAUUUGGGCUUCCAGAGCCCCUGGCCUGGUUCCUCAGCCACUGCCCUGCCUCAUGUUUCUCACAAACAGAUUCAUAGCCUUAUCGGCCCCCUGCACCUUCCUGGUGUGGGCAGCACCCUAUGCAAUCUGGGGUCCUCUCUGAGCCCUUCCUUUAGACUUACUGAAUGUGCAUUGGGGAUGGGAAGGGACAGAGACCAACCCUGAGUUGGCCUGCCCAACCUUUAACAGUCUUCGAGUGGGGUGGGGGAGGGGUGCGUGUGUGACUGUCCUGGUGUGGGUUGUUUGUCCCUGUUUGUUUUGAUUUCCUCUUCUGGGGGACAACUGCAUUCUGCCUUGGCCUCACAUCUUACUCUGUCCCCACAUCAUCAAUAUCUAGGUUAUAUGACUUUUAGAAAGGGCAGGGCAAAUCAGUCCAGAAUUGCAUCCUUCAGGCUGGACUGAUGAGCCAGGGUUCCAGACUCAUCCUCCAGAGUUCUCCCAUACCCUGAGUAGGAGUAUAGUCUAUGUCACUUUCCACUGGCCCUGGGGAUUCCCCAGGAGGUGUGUCACUAUGAUGAGCACCUAGGAGUCCACCAUUAACACCUGCACCCUAUCCUCCAGAGGCUGUAGGAAUAGGUGUGUGGACUGAGGGGAUGUCUCAAAAAGCUGACCAACCCAGAGGCAGCCCUCAGGCUACCAGCCCACUCCACUCCAGAGCCACUGAAUGAUAAGUUAAUGGCAGCAACCAAGGUUUUGUAAAUUCCUUUUUUCUCCAUAUACAAAUGUAUAUGUUAUGUUUCAGUUUUGUGCUUAAAUAAAAACAUUUUCA